AUGAAGCGCUUCAGUGCUAUGAAAGUAUUUCUCCAACACGAGGAAGAAUCGAUAGCUUUUCUUCGGUUAUUGGGCAAUCUCUCCAUGCUGGAAGAUAGUUGCGUGUCAGUGAGGGAGCAUGCUCCAGAACUCUUUGGACUGAUUGGUAGUCAAAGCCCAGCUGUUCGGCGUCAGGUAUUGACGGUGCUUCUGAACUUGUCUUGUGACGCCCAGUGCAUUGACUUCCUCCUUCUAAGUAAGGCACCUAGUGAAUUCGGAGAAAGUGUAAGGAAUCUAUUCCAGGAUAGAGAUGAUGAAGUUAUCUUUGGGAAGUCAUUGAAAUUUCUUUGUAACAUGUAUGAGGGUUUGCAGACGCACGGAUUAGCACACUUUCCAGAAGGGUCUGCUGGUUGGGAGCUCCUGGAUGCGAAAGCAGACAUAGCCCUGCAGACAACACUGCUUCCUUUUAGCACAGGAAACAUGAGUACAGUGUUGGGAGAUUCCCAGCGUCUUCUCCAACUGCUCGAGAAUUGCGAGCAACCCUCUGUCUGUGCCUACGGAUCUCGCCGUGGAACCUCUCGUGGGUCCCAGACGGCGGUCCGUUUUGACGGUGCAUUGUGGGACAGCAAAUCUUCAAACGAUUGUGCAUCGGAUCCUCUGUGUGUUUAUACCUUGGUUGAAACGCGAGACACUCAACUUUGUUGUGCAGCCCACCACCGAGUUUGGGUGAACUUUUGCGGUAUCUGUGAUUCUUCGCCAGGGGCUAAAGGGGACGCUUGGCCUGAUGGUCUUGUCGAAGUGUACUCUGCCCACUGGGUGCUCUCGCGCACAGCAACUAGGCGAACACCGCCUGAACGCCCCCGUGUGCGUCUUUUCGACGCUGUGCGGCUACCAAAUGCUCGCAGUCAGUGGGUUUUUGGGGCGCGUUGGCACUGUUGUCGCAAUUUUGUUGUCUGCAUGCAAGAGCAACGUACUAUUUUUUAA
Mesocestoides corti is the source of this 963-nucleotide messenger RNA. The record is from the annotation of a GenBank genome assembly. Lineage: Eukaryota; Metazoa; Platyhelminthes; Cestoda; Cyclophyllidea; Mesocestoididae.